This is a messenger RNA of Naegleria fowleri, 624 nucleotides long. RefSeq lists its product as uncharacterized. Bases 1 to 624 code for a protein of 207 amino acids. The transcript has a single exon. The record is from RefSeq and is a predicted model, not a curated record. Lineage: Eukaryota; Heterolobosea; Eutetramitea; Acrasida; Naegleriidae.
AUGUCGCUCUCAUUCGCCACUAGCAUGCUGGACCAACUCUCGGGUUUCUUCACGCAGGAAGAAAACAUGCAAUGGUUAUUCAAGACUGCCAACAGAGCCCCACUCCUUGUCAUUUUGCCAAUGCUUGUGUUACCAGGUACAAGAAUUACUCACUUUAUCCUCCAUUCGAAAGUUGUUUUGAUCUCACUCUCCAUUCUUUAUAGUGUGUUACUCUUUACUUUGAUGGCUGCUCCUUCCUCAACACUUCCUAAAAUUGAUUUCCUUUCGUUUGACUCAGUCGCCAAUGGUUUUCAACACAAACCAUUUGUGUUAGUAGGUUGGGUGCAUUAUCUGGUGACUGAUCCUCUUGUAGCUACUUUAAUUUAUUAUGAUGCAAUUUCAAGGGGAAUUCCACAUGUUUUUACUUCGAUUUGCAUCUUAUUUGCAUUCAUGUUAUGUCCUUUUGGUUUAGCUCUGUAUAUAUUUGGUAGAUUGCUUCUUUGUCGUGUUUGGUUUGAAUGGUUUAUUUCACCCAUCCCUGUUUCUCACUCUCUUUUGGAAAUUUGGUUUGGAAGUGCUGACUUUUGGAGAAACAUGUUUUGUAUUUCAUCAGUGCCACAAAAAACUGCAACUAAAAUCGAAUAA